UGAAAAUGUAAGGCCGAUAGCAAUAGUAUUUCUUAGAGAGUACAAUGAAGGCUGCUCUGUUGUUUGUUGCUGCGCUGGUCGCAGUUGCGGUGGUGCACGGACAACCAGAAGAGUCGACCAAUGCCGCCAUCGUGGGUGAGGAACAGCAGUCCGCCACCACCCCGGCUGUGAGAACAUUGGUGGCGGCGUCGUACGCGGAAGAAGACGAGGAUACUAUUUGUGUCCAGGCAGACAACAAGUUCUACUUGUAUGCCAAUUCACUGAAGCUGUAUUCUUGCUACAACCUGCUACCGAAGGUUUACGUGGUGAAACCAAAGAGUCUCUGUAAACCAACCCUGUCAGACUGCCCCAAGAACUAGAAGCAUUGCAAGUCCGUUGGCUCAGCUUGAAGAGACUGACUCGUCUGCGAUGGAGUGAAGACCAGGUGGCUGGCCUGCUGACUGAAGACAUCUACAAUAUUAAGAGAAAGCAAGAAAUCACGAGAGCGUCAGAACUUACCUCUUUUUCUAGCAACAAGAACUGGAGGAAUCGACUAAUCCUGUUUCAUGAUAGUUUCUGAUUGCUUCACGACAUGCAAUAAAUCACAGCAGCAUUACAUUUAGGCCAAAAACUGACUACAAAAACAUGUGUUCAAAAACAUGUAUUUCUGUUGGCCUUGUAAUAGUUUUAUACCAAGACAAUAAAACUGUAGUUUCAUGUCGUCAA
Messenger RNA from Schistocerca gregaria, 705 nucleotides. RefSeq lists its product as uncharacterized. The record is from RefSeq and is a predicted model, not a curated record. The transcript has 3 exons. Lineage: Eukaryota; Metazoa; Arthropoda; Insecta; Orthoptera; Acrididae. Bases 45 to 359 code for a protein of 104 amino acids.